AUGGAUAAUCAAGAGGGUGAUAAUAAUAAUAAUAAUAAUAAUAAGGGAAUGGAAGACGAGGAUGACGAUGAAAAUUUGAGGGAAAUAAUAUUAAAACAAUUGACGAAUUUAGAACCCGUUGAAGUGUCCGACGACGAUAGUUAUAACGUACGUUUAUCGUGUAUAUUAGAAGACGACGAAAGUGAAAGCAGCGGAGCUUAUCAAAAAGAUAACAAUAAUAAAAAUGAUGAUAAUGAUAAUAGAAAAAAUGAUGAGUGCGAAAGGGGAAUAACGUCGUCGUCUGGUGAUGAUAAUUGGUCAAACGUUAGAUUAAGCGGAUUAUACGACAGUGAAACGAGCGACGAUUUGAUCGGUGAUAUCGUACAGGUAACCGAUUUGGACGAUGAUACGGUUGUGGGUAUAAACGUGGGUGAAAACGAGGGGGGCAAAGAAGAAUACGACGAUGACACGGAUAGAAUCGAAAGGGAAUCGGAAGAAAGUGACGAAUUUGGUAAUUUUCCGAUAAAAAAACUCAAAUCGAGUGAUAACGUUCACAAAAGACCGUUUAUAGUGCGAAGACGAGAAUUGAGUAGCGAUUCAAGUGAUUUAGACAUUUCGGUAACUAAUUCUUCGGAAGGACCACCACCGCCAUUACCACCACUACCGCCACCAGCAUCAACAUCAACGCUUGACAGUAAAAAACUAUAUUCGGGUUAUAAUCAAGUGUGUGACGAUAACAAGACUUUAAACGUUGAUGUAGAAUUGGAAACGAGCGCGGAAGAAGACGUAGAAGGAGAAUUCAAAACGAAAAAUGAAAAUAAUAAUAAUAAUAAUAAUAAUAAUAAUAAUAACAAUAUAGAAAUAAUCGAUAAUGAAACUUUAUCUAACAUAUUUGCAAAAGUAUCUAAAACGUAUUUGGAAAAAACAAAAGGUCACAUAAAAUGGGAAGAAAAUGAAAAAAUUGAAAAACCAUACGAAGAAGCUGCAGAAAGAUCUAGAUCGAGAGAAAGACAAUCACCGGGUGAUCAAUUAUCAUUGCAUGAUAUUCACAUAAGAGGUGUUUCGCCUAAAGAAUACAAUCCUCCGGUACCACCGGAAACAUAUCUUUGGGAAGAAUUAAAAAGGUUGAGAGAAAGAGGAGGAUAUCCAUGGACGUACCUGGACAAACCUCCAUUCGAUGAAGCAACGUGGAAAAAAUACAUUUUGGAUAAUAAAAAUCCAAAUUUAGAUGGUUUUAGAGAAAGAGAAAAAUCUUUACCUUUGAGAAGAGAAAAAUCUUCGUCUUUAACGAGAGAUAAAAAAAUAAGUUCGAGAGAAUCUUCCGUGUCUUCGAUUGGUCGAGAAGUUCGAUGCGCUUGUCAAUAUUUUCAAACGGAUAGUUUGCUACCUGAAAGAAUUUCAUUAUUCGGUAGUAAGUCACAAAACAAUAGAAGAAAUUCAGACAUGAUUAAAUCACUUGGGUAA
Pediculus humanus corporis (human body louse) is the source of this 1443-nucleotide messenger RNA. RefSeq lists its product as uncharacterized. Bases 1 to 1443 code for a protein of 480 amino acids. The record is from RefSeq and is a predicted model, not a curated record. NCBI's taxonomy places the organism in Eukaryota, Metazoa, Arthropoda, Insecta, Psocodea, Pediculidae. The transcript is spliced from 3 exons.